AUGGACACCAAGAACUUCGAACAACCGCUCGAAUCUGACUUGUGGAUUCCCAAACCCAAGGACGGUGAGAAAUGGGAGACGCACACCAUUCACACGCAUUACUUCGGAUUCUCUGUCCCGGAGGAAAAGAUAGGCGUAUUCAUCUACGUUCGCUAUCUACCCGUCUUGGACGUGAACAGUGGUGGUGUCUGCGUUUUCCAAGGCAUCGACAAUGUGCACUUCCUGGACCUUGAACACAUGAACUAUCUCAACCAUAUGCCUUAUCCUGUGAAGGACAGAAACACGAUUAGUGUCGCGAAUGGAAUAACUUUAGACUUCAUAGAGCCCGGUCGAAAAGUUCGUCUCACGUAUAAAAGCAAGGACGAAAAAGUACACUUUGACGUGUUGCAAACAGCUGUCUCGCCGUUGUUCGCACGUGCUCAUGUUAUGCCUGGAGAGGAGGAGGAUGGCAAAAAGGAGCUCACUCCUGGAGGAACUGAACAAUUUAUGCACUGCACAGGUGAUUUAACUCUGUAUGGAAAGACUUACAAGGUUGACUGUUACCCUGCCCGGGACCGAUCCUGGAGACAAGUCCGCACCGAGGACGAGCAGAAUGCGCCUCCAUUUGGGUGGACGCCGAUGUACUUUGGGCCGGAUUUGUGCUUCAACUACUCUGGCUGGGAGGAUCCCGAUAAACACCCCAUCUGGAAGGGCGUCUACCCAGUCGAAGAAAAGUCACCGUUCCUAUUCGCUUGGUUGUUAGUUGAUGGUAAAUUGCGACACGCGAAGCGGGUUUCGCGCGAGGUGACCCGUUACCACCCAACGCUAUUCUCGGCUAUGGAACAGAAUAUUGAAGUUGAGGAUGACCAGGGAGCAAUCUGGCGUUUCAAGGGCGAGGCUAUUGCAAUGGCACAACUGCCAUCUUGGCCCAACUUUCAGAUUUUUGAUAGUGUCUACAAAUGGACCGAUGAGAAGGGGCGGGUGACACAUUGCGCUUUUCAAGAGGCUUGGUGGGCAAGGUUUCAUCGUUACCGACAUGGAAAGACCUGGGAACACAUAGGGCUCGGCAAGCAAGAAUAA
Messenger RNA from Exophiala aquamarina CBS 119918, 1059 nucleotides. RefSeq lists its product as uncharacterized. The transcript has a single exon. The coding region runs from base 1 to 1059 and encodes 352 amino acids. The record is from RefSeq and is a predicted model, not a curated record. NCBI's taxonomy places the organism in Eukaryota, Fungi, Ascomycota, Eurotiomycetes, Chaetothyriales, Herpotrichiellaceae.